AUGUCCGGUCGACAGGGAGGAAAGCUCAAGCCGCUCAAGCAGCCAAAAAAGAAGGAUGCCGAACUCGAUGACACUGACUUGGCCUUCAAGAAGAAACAAGCCGAAGAUGCCAAAAAGAACAAGGCUGCUGCCGAAGCUUUGAAGAAGGGCAAGAAGUAA
This is a messenger RNA of Protomyces lactucae-debilis, 159 nucleotides long. RefSeq names its product translation machinery associated TMA7. The transcript has 3 exons. Bases 1 to 159 code for a protein of 52 amino acids. The record is from RefSeq and is a predicted model, not a curated record. Lineage: Eukaryota; Fungi; Ascomycota; Taphrinomycetes; Taphrinales; Protomycetaceae.